AUUUGGAUAUAUCAUUCUUUAAAGUAUACAAGUGCAAGUUCAGAUCUGAAACGGAAAAGAGUUCCUCUUAAACUUAUUUGACAUUAUAUAAUCUUAGAAAUGGCUUCUAUGAAUAGAGAUUCGACAUCCUCCAGUUUAGGAAGAGAGAAUUCAGUGGAAAUAUUUCCUCGAGAUUUAGAGAAGAAAAAACAAAAGAGAAAAAUGAUAAAAUAUGCUGUAGUAGUUUUAUGUGUAGCGCUUUUAUGUGGUGCCAUGACAGGAGCCGCUGUUUACUGGUCAAGGAAAAGAGAUCCAAAGGUUAGAACUAUACCCAAUAGACGUGAGAUGGAGCGUGUCGAUUGCUUGCCAGAUGAACAGAGAAACAGAGAAUUAUGCUUAAACAGGAGUUGUAUAUGGUCACCGUCAGAUAUAGAAAAAGUUCCUGCUUGUUUCUUCCCACCUGCUAAUGAAUGGGGAUACGACCGAUUAUCAUUUAACAAACCUAAUCAAAAUACCGAUAGAUAUAUUCUACAAGACAAACUAGACAGUUUUGGACAUGUAUCGAGGUUAAUCCUUGAUGUUAUUUAUUUAACUAAUGAUAUCUUUCAAGUCAAGAUUUAUCCAUUUGAUUCUACUAAUAAAAGAUACGAAGUACCACUUGAAUAUGAAGAAUUACAAUCUGGCAUAAUGCCUAGUAAUCCCCGAUACAACGUAACACUUUCAGGUGAAGAUUCGACUUUUGAAAUGAAAGUUACAAGACUAGACACAUUGAAAGUAAUAUGGGAUACAUCUAUAAGCAAUUUAAUAUUCUCGGAACAGUUAUUACAAAUCGCUACUAGACUGCCGUCAAAAAAUGUUUAUGGAUUUGGUGAAAAUCUCCAUAUGUCAUUAAAACAUGAUUUGAAUUUUAAGACUUGGCCAAUGUUCACCAGAGAUCAAGCUCCUUCCAUUGAUAAGGAAUAUAAUCUCUAUAGUGUCCAUCCAUUUUACGAAUGCAUGGAAGACAGUAUAGGUAAUACUCAUGGGGUUUUUUUAAAAAAUAGUAAUGCUAUGGAUUACACUUUAACACCACUGCCAAUGCUGGUUUAUCGGGCUAUCGGUGGAAUCUUUGAUUUCUAUUUCUUUAUGGGUCCAACUCCCGAAAACGUUAUCCAACAAUAUACAUCACUAAUCGGAAGACCUUUUAUGCCACCGUAUUGGUCUCUCGGCUUUCAUCUUAGUAGAUACGGUUUUAGAAACACAUCAGAUAUGAGAGCAGCAGUUGAGAGGACUACUGCCAAUAAUAUACCAUUGGAUGUUAUACACGCUGAUAUUGAUUACAUGGAUAGACAAAGAGACUUUACGAUAGAUAAUAAAAAUUUUAAAAACUUACCUAACUACUUAGAAGGAUUGUGGAACAAAUCUAAGAUUCGAACAAUCAUAAUCUUGGAUCCUGCACUAGAAAUUGCUAACAAUUAUAGACCAUACGAGCUAGGUAGGAAAGAAGAUAUAUUCGUAAAAUGGCCAAAUAGGAAUAUUAUGCCCGAUAAUGAUUUUAAUGAAACCAACUCUCUUGAUAUGAUGGGCUAUGUUUGGCCAGAAUGGAAGGUAUUAUUUCCCGAUUUUUUUCUAAAUAAAACCAAGGAUGUCUGGUCCGAACUUUUGGUUGAUUUUGUAAAAGAUAUGAAACGUUUCGAUGGACUUUGGCUUGAUAUGAAUGAACCGGCAAACUUUGGUACCAACGAAGAAAAACCAUUUAAUUGGCCACCGAGUAGAAAUUUCACAUGGUCAUUGAAAUGCCCAGUUAACAAAUACGAUGACCCCCCAUUCAGGCCUAAAUCAGCUUAUGGUUACGAUAGUGUUGCCAAACGAGAAAGACUAUCGGCCAAAACACUUUGUUUAAUAGCCUCUUUGGAUCAAGGAAGAUAUCGUAUGUACGAUGUUCAUAGUUUGUACGGUCAUAAGCAAGCAGAAAUUAGUUUGGAGCCUUUAAGGAAAGCGGUUGGAAGAGGCAAACGAAGCAUAAUAAUUAGUCGAUCGACGUAUGCGGGAAGUGGAAAAUUUGCUGGUCGAUGGUUGGGAGAUAAUUCGGCAACAUGGCAAGAUAUGAGACUGUCUAUAAUAGGUAUGUUGGAAUCAAAUUUAUUUGGCAUUCCUUUUAUCGGAGCCGAUAUAUGCGGAUUUUUUGGAGCACCAACGAAGGAGCUUUGCGGUCGUUGGAUGCAAUUGGGAGCCUUUUAUCCAUUUGCUAGAAAUCAUAAUGAUAAGAAAGCGCCGAAUCAAGAUCCUGGUAGUUUGGGAAGUGAUGUUAUAAAGCUAUCCAGGGAAGCUCUGGAAACUAGAUAUUCAUUAUUACCUUAUUUAUACACCUUAUUCCAUCAAGCUCACACUCUAGGCUCAACAGUCGCUCGUCCUCUCUUCCACGAGUUCUAUCACGAUAAUGUCACUCAUGCGAUCGAUCGUCAAUUUCUUUGGGGAAAACAUUUGCUUAUAUCUCCUUUCCUUGAUGAAGGAGCCUCAGAAAAUGUAAUUUACCUACCUAAGGGUCAAUCUUGGUUCGACUUUUACACGGGAAAGAGAAUAUCAGGUGGAACACUGCUAAGUGUAAAACAAGAAAAAUUUUCAAGAAUACCUCUGCACGUAAGAGCAGGAUCAAUCAUACCAAUGAGGCGACCGCAAAAGACAACGCAAGAGAGUCUUCACCAACCUUUUCGACUAUUAGUUUCCCCAAACAGUAGAGAUGAAGCAAGUGGUGUACUAUUCCACGAUAACGGAGAGAGUAUCGACUCUUUUGAAAAUCAACGAUACUUAUUUGUCGAAUUCACAUACACUAGAAGAAGAUUAACUGUACAAAGAAUUGACGCAAACCUUUUUCUCUACCCAUAUAUUUUUGAAAUUACAGUACAUAGAGUGGCGCAAAACCCCUCUUUCGUUAGCAUUAAUGGCGAAACUCAUCACACAUAUUCUUUUCACCCGAGAUAUAACCUACUUCAUAUAACAAACUUAUCGUUAGAUAUUACAAGCAGCCUACUCGUUGAAUGGGGUAAUUACUGAAGAGAGGGAGAAAGAGAUAAAAUGAGAAAGAGAGAAAGAAAGAAAGAAGGAGAAAAAGAGGUGUAGAGAGUGAAAGAAAAAAAAAGAGACAAAAACAAAAAAAAAGCUCAGAUUUUGUCUCUCUUUUGAGUAUUCUUCCGUAAAGCAUUUACUACAACAGUUCGCACACUAAUGUAUAUAUAUAUAUAGUAUUAAUGAUUUUUGGCGUCUUUUUUUUUUUUUUAAAAAAUAUUGGAAGACGCGGAAAGUGAAGAUUCUCAUUUUUUUAUGGUGAAAGAUUAAGAACAAUUGUAAUUUUUCUAUUAAACUUGAAUAAUUUAUUAUUAUACAAAAUAUUGAAAAGACAUAAUGAGAAGAACAUGAGAAUGAUAAAUAAAAGGUAAAUAUCCUGAAUGUAUGCAAAUGAGAGUUAAACAUUUAUAGUUGAAAUAAUCUUGGGAAAAUACCAAUCGUCGUUGAUUUAUCCUCAUCUUGAAGAUCAUUUCUCUUAUUUCAAGUAAAAAUCAAAUACUCUUCCACACGAGUAUUCAAGUAUGUUUUGUUUAGGCCGUAACUAUGAUUACGUAGUCUUUUAAGUGCAAUUCUAAAUAACUAUUAAAACUAUUUGGCGGUCGUACUUCUAAAUCCCAAAAUUGAUCAUCAUCCGCUUUCCUUAAAUACACAUCCCAAUCAAAUCCAUACUUUUGCCUUAUUCUCUCCCAAACUUGACCUUCGGUUUCUCUACAAACGAAUGAAGGAAGUCGGCCAUUUAUUUCGGUACCAUUUAACCGUAAAGACACUUCUUUGAGAACAAAAUCCACCAUUGAGUUUUGAAUAUUAUGUCUUCUAACAAUAACAAACGGUUGCAUAAUUCUGAGUUGCAAAUCAAUCUCUUAAAUUAAAAUCUAAGUUCCUCGUUUAUACGUCUUUUGGCUUUGAGUAAUUUUCCACUUUAUCUAUCAUUUGUCGUUCUAUUUGAUGAACACUAUCCUCAUCUAAAACAGCGCCCUCAGACGGAGGAUAGGCGUCUUUUUUUUUCUGUUAUCUCUAUAGCGACGUGGCUUUUAUGAAGAAGAAUUACCAGUUUUCUAUACUAUCUUUUGAUUUGAAGGGAGCUCUUUAAAUCAGAGAAUGAACUUUCUUGUUAUCUCACUUAAUUGAAACUCUCAUACUAUCAAUCUGAACUCUUUCUAACCGUCUAUAUAUGUAUAUACGCAAUAGAUUGAACUAAAAAUCUGCUCUGUGGUUGGAUAAAAUAAUUAACAAAGAUAAUUACGUAAUCGAAGACAAACAACUAUUAACAUUUGACUAUGUAUUUACAGUAGUAAAGAAUAUUUUUGACAG
Molecule: messenger RNA, 4335 nt
Organism: Dimorphilus gyrociliatus
Lineage: Eukaryota; Metazoa; Annelida; Polychaeta; Dinophilidae
Source: the annotation of a GenBank genome assembly